Messenger RNA from Pimephales promelas (fathead minnow), 3614 nucleotides. NCBI's taxonomy places the organism in Eukaryota, Metazoa, Chordata, Actinopteri, Cypriniformes, Leuciscidae. The record is from RefSeq and is a predicted model, not a curated record.
CUCUGAUGCUCGUUUCAGAACGCAGAUUAAACCAAUGACAGACGAAGAGAAAACCCCACUGGUUAUCCACGCGCGUUGCCCACCCCGCAUGCUUUUUCAGAAAGCCAACAUUAUCCAUCUGUCACUUACAGACGCUCAGCACACGUGAUUUGGUUGAUAUAGGUGGGCUGACUCGAGAACAAGAGGACUAUCUGAAUAGCAACUUUACUGGAUCGAGUCCAUGCGUGGAAUAUUUCAGCGCAUCGUGAAUGGUAAGAGAUCCGGAUCGUCCUCUCAGUGAAGAAUGUGAUGGUAACGGAGCAGUAUGGAGUGCUCGUGGAAGACACUACUGCUGCUCGUGUGCACAUCCUUGGGGGUGCAGUACACUGCCAUCCGCUCUCUCCAUGACUCUUUCAGUGGCCCAUGCCAAGACUCCACCCACUGCCAAGGACGACAGGGUAAAGAGCAGAGAUCGAAAUCUCUCUGCGAUGACAUCCAUGUCCCUGCUGAGACUAGCACUGCCACCGCUCGAAAGCACAUCCUUCUGUUUGCACAAACCCGUAGUGGCUCCUCCUUUACCGGACAGCUUUUCAAUCAACAUCCUGGCGUAUUUUAUGUUUUUGAGCCUCUUUAUCAUGUGAAACAGGCCUUUACCAAUUCUAGUAGCCGUCUACAAAGGGCGUUGGAUGGCAGAGCUCUUCUGGGGGCCUACCGGGACCUCCUCCUCAAUCUCUACAACUGUGACUUCAGCUUCCUGGAGAGCUACAUUCGCCCUGAACCACAGGAUCACAUGACUGGGACCUUUUUCCGUCGCAGCUCCAGCCAUGCCCUGUGCACGCCGCCUGUCUGUCAGGAGGGUGGCGAGGAGAUUCUAGCAGGGCAACCGGAUGAAUCCUGGUGCCCAAAAAAGUGCCAGGCUCUGAACCUCACUCUAGCCUCUCAGGCUUGCCAAGCACGAAGCCAUGUUGUAAUAAAAACAGUUCGUAUUCCAGAGGUAGGCGACCUACGCACGCUGUCAGAAGACCCCCGUUUAGAUUUGAGAAUCGUCCAUUUGGUGAGAGAUCCCCGAGCCAUUCUUGCAUCUCGCAUGACUGCUUUUGCUGGAAAAUUCAGAGCCUGGAAGAUCUGGAACGCCACUGGCCGCCAACCGCGGUACGUGGACCUGACGCAGAUAACAAGUACGUGCAGAGAUAUGGAGUAUUCUGUGGAGACCGGCUUGCAGAACCCCACAUGGCUGAGAGGGAGGUAUCUAUUGGUGCGUUAUGAAGACUUGGCCUUGAAUCCUGAGGAAAAGGUCAAGGAGAUAUAUCGAUUUCUAGGGAUGGACUUGCAUCACAAAGUUCUCACGUGGAUUGCUCAUAACACCAAUGGCACUGUCCCUUCUUCUUCCGAUUGGAACUAUAAGUACUCCACCUCAAGAGACUCUAAAGCCACAGCUCAGAGUUGGAGAGUACAUCUAAACUUUGACAUUGUUAAGACAGUUCAAUCUUUGUGUAACAGAACUCUUGCCCUACUAGGCUAUAAGCUUGUCCAGUCUGUAGAUGAACUGAGGAAUAUAACAAAAAGUUUAAUGGAGCCCAGGACUUAGUGAAGUUAACAUUUUUGUGAACUACUUAUUAAUUUUAAAGACACUUUUAUCCCAAAGUGACUUAUAUUGCAUUCAAUGUAUACACGGAACCAAACAGGGCUAAUUACUAUAUUUGGUUACAUAAUAUUGGGUUAAUAGCUUCAAAUUGUUGUUUGCAUACAAGCCAUGUAAAUCCAUGCAACAUUAUGGAUACUGCUUUGGGGGAAAUUUAGCUCAUGAAUAAUAAUUAGGUUUGUGAUUAUGAUGCUUUGUAACUUUCCUUAAAGGUAUAAUUUGCCCAAAAAUGAAAAUCAUUUUCUCACCCUCAUAUUUUUCCAAAUAUUUAUGACAUUCUUUAUUUUUUGGAACAUUAGAUAUAAUGUGUGUUUUUUUGUUUUUGUUUUUUUUUUUCAUGCAAAAUAAGUCUUUUUGGUUAUAACUUUUUUGGUUACCAAACAUAUCUUGUUUUGGGUAAUGCAGGUUUGAAGAAAUUUUCAUUUUUGGAUGGGCCAUCUCUUUAAGCGCCUGGUCACACGAAGUAAUUAAUAUUCAUGAGUCAGGACUUUAGAAUAGCAUGAUGCUAAAAGAGCAUCCACAUCAUUUUCAGCUUGUAAAUGUGCAUUAUUGUGACCAAAGAAUCACUACAGAGUUUCGACAAAAAAAGCACAGCAUACUUGCCAGUGACAAUGCCAAAGCUGGUCAAAUUAAGUCAAGAGCGUGUCAUCUGGAUGAGCCCAUAAAUGGCCUUAAGUAUGAAUGUUGAUCAGCGAACAUGUCCUUACAACCCUAUAAAGAGUCAAGCAGAGAUCUAAAAUGACUGAAAUACCAUUCAGCACCAUUAAAAACUCAUUUUCCAUGUAAUUUUUAAAAGCAAAGUCCCUAAUAAAAUCAAAUCGGCACAGAAGGUCAAGUUGUUCAGUUUAAAUCACUGGCAGACAGUUCAAUGUGUUUUCAUCCACCUAAAAUAAUUUUUUAGAAGCCCCAACGUCAUAAUUGAUCUCUCCCUGAUGGCAUUUGGGAAUUUGUAAGCCAGAGUCAGGGAUUAUUUCUAAGUGCAGUGUCAACAUUGGGAAAAGCACUUUGGAGCUAUGGAGCAACUUUGCAAUUUGUGGAUAACAGAUAUGAAAUUACAGUAGGCUAUACAAAUCAAAUUCCUGAUUUAAUUAAUUUGCUAUCUCCUGUUCACAGGGCCCCCCUGAGCUUAAUUGAGCAUGGCUGAAGCUCCUUCGAUCCCUUGGGUUAAUUUGUCUCUGCUAAUUAUUGUUUUAGUUCAUAUAAUGGAUUAAAUUACAUCAUAUUUUGGAAGGUGGGGCUCAAAUAAACAAAUGCAAAUUCUCCAAAAUUGUUUUGAGAAUAGAAAUGCAGAUAUUAUGGUGUGUGGGAAUAUGGAAUUGUGCCUUUAGUGUGAAAAUACUCUUGAAUUUCAUGAUGUCUUGGUAACUUUGUGUUGUUGUUCAUGCCAUACAUUAAGCAAUUCAUUAAUUCUAUGUGAAUCACCUCAUUAAUCGCUUUUACAUUUUGGACAAAUGCUGUGUAAACAACUGUUACUCAUCUCAGGUAUGAUGAUUACUGUAAAUGCAAUUCUUCGGCCACACUGCCAGUUAAUAAAUAUGCAGAGAAAAGAGAAAAUCUAUGGUGAACUAAAUUAUUCCUCAUUACUGUAGGAACCGGUGGUUCAUGAUGAUACAUAAUGUAUUAGUUUCAUUUAAUAAUUUAUUUAUUACAAAUUAUUUAUGGUAAAAAAUUAUGCAGGACAACUGUAAUGAUCGGUUUAGAAUGCUUAUUUGUCUAUGUGUGCUGUCUAUGUAAUACACAAACACAUUGACCUGCCUUUUUAUUAAUAAUUAAGAAGGAAUGGUGACAAAUAGAAAUGAAUCACAAUCAUUGGUUUUGAUGUAGUUUGCUGCUUCUGUAUGGUAUUUUCUAUUGUCUGCUUUCACAUCAAUUUUCUACUUUCUUUUAAAACUUGACAUUUGUGGUGUUAUGCUGAGGCUGGAGCAUUUGGUGAAGUGCUGAUCAUCUUUUCAACGUCAGCAGUCCAGCUUCAGCUUGGAAACCAAAAAAAGUG